Thyridium curvatum is the source of this 2856-nucleotide messenger RNA. RefSeq lists its product as uncharacterized. The transcript has 8 exons. Gene Ontology annotation, molecular function: phosphatidylinositol binding. NCBI's taxonomy places the organism in Eukaryota, Fungi, Ascomycota, Sordariomycetes, Thyridiales, Thyridiaceae. Bases 1 to 2856 code for a protein of 951 amino acids. The record is from RefSeq and is a predicted model, not a curated record.
AUGUCUCGAGAUGCGCUAAAUACAGCCAAGGGCAACCCCGAUGGCACAGCAGUGGGAGCCGCCGAAGACGUCACCAACGCUGAGCGAGGACCCCGCCAACAAGGCCUUGACAGCUCGGCCGCACCACCAACGCAGACACUUACAGGGAAACAAGAGCAUUAUACUGGGACUCCAGACCUCAAGCGCGAGCUCAUCGCGGAGCAAGUGAGGUGGGAAAUUGCGGAGCUCAACUCGCCUACUGCCCUUCGCAGAUUCGGCGCGCCCUUCAAGUCGGACUUUGGCGAGGUGUCGCCGCUUGAUUCGGAGCUUCCAAUCCUUCGAUACAUCUUUGUGCACCAUGUCCGCGAAUUUCCCUUUCUCGACAAGGCGAAGGAGAAGGAGUUCUGGCAGGACAAGCUGCAGACAUUCCUGGAGUCCUUUGCGAGCAAGAAUAUCUCGUCCUCGGAAGAUAGGCUAGAAGAGACGAAGCGAAGGAAAUUGGCAUUGAAAGCACAGAAACUCACGGAGUUGAUGAUGGUGUCCGGUGUCCGCACGUCUUCUGGUUUCGAGGAACGAAUAAGGUUCACCGAGAUGGAAAUCGUCGACCGAGAUGCUAUCGAGACUGGUGUGCUCUCCACGUUGCCUGAAGGGAACUAUAUCAACAGCUGGGAUGUGAACGUGGCUGGAGUACGGAUAACGUCCAUCAAAAGGACCAUUCGAUCUCACAAACAUGCUGAAUUCAUCUUGCGAGUGAAAAGAAAAGGAGAGCUCGAAUUCUUCGUCGGCCGGCGGUACGGUGACUUCAGCCGCUUGCACAAAGCUUUACGCACCGAAUUGCCUGGCAAAGUACUUCCACCACUCCCCAAGAAGAACAAGACCAACACAACAGCUCCUAGUAUGUUGAGCGGUUUCAUGGGUGGCAACGACUCUGAUGCUUCAUCUAUCUCCUCUGUCUCCACACAAGUCGUUCUACCAGGCAAUGGGAAUGCUCUAGGCGAGUCUAUGAAGACGCUUUCAGUAAGAGAACACAGGAGAGCCGGGUCUACUACGUCAAAUAGAGCAUCACCACGACCGUCGACUGACUCACGAGCGCCAACACCCUUGAGCGGUGUCAAGAAUGACGGUAGUAGCGAUGAGAACAUCAUCUUGUGGCGUGAGAACCAGAGAAUCUCGCUUCGAGCGUUCUUGCGAACGCUCUUGCACAAUCCCCAAAUUGCCCGAACCAAGGCUAUCCAGGACUUCCUCACCCGGGAUCCACUAACGCCCAAGGAUGAGGAUGUGGAAGAUAUCGUCCGCCGGAAGGCAGUCGACGAGAAACGUAUGGAGGAGCAGAAGAAAUUUUACGAGAUUGCCCGCAAGCGAGCUGCGGAGCUCGAUGUCUACAUGGAGCAGUUCCGCCAAGAUAUUGUAGAGCACAACGGCUUGACGAUGUUGUUCAAGGAGAUCAAGGAGAAGAACACGAUACAAGAUCUGAGUCUACAGUAUCAAAAGUUCGCAGAGUGGCUCCGAAUCGAAGUCGCAGCGACGAUUUACCACCUGUUCCUGGCCGAGGACAACUCGCCCGAACUGUUUGCCCAAGCCCGGAGAAUACACUCGCUCAUCCCUUACACGCUCAUCAAGAACGUCAUCAGGGUAGCGAACCCUGCAGCUGUCAUGUCCGGGAUUCUGGACAUCUUUCUGGCACAGCCCUUCGGUGCCCGAUCCCUUAUGCAGCGGAUUUUCUCGGUCACGCUCAACGACGGGAUUCGGAGCUUUCAGAAGUCCAUUGAUGCGCUGGCAGUGAAGAUUGGUGAUCCCGUGUUCGUUGAAAAGCUCAAGCUGUACACCGAAUGUGAGGAGCACAUCAAAAUUGCUAUGCGGGAGGAAGCCGAGAGCGAGGAUAUCGAUAUUAUUGUUGCUAUUCUCCGAUCGGACCUCAUUGAGCCGCCUUUGAGCCCAGAGCAGAUCGGAAGGCUGUACAACGCCUACGUGGCCUUCAACAGUGCCGUGGAGAAUGUGGACGAAGAGUUGAAGCAAGGAGCACAGCUGUUCUCGUACCUGAAGCAGCUGAUGAAGCUCUACUUGAGGCAGCGCGAUAAACUCAUGAUGCUGAAUCUGAUCGAAGAACCGGUUACAUUGCAGUUGUUCAGGGAUCUCUUCACCAUCUUCUACGAACCACUGGUACGAGUCUACAAAUCGGCCAACGUCUACAGCAGCGUCACCGAUUUCGCUGUGUUCUUUGACGACAUGAUACAAGUUGUCGAUAAGUGCCGAGAAGAAGAUGCGUCGGCAGAUCCGAAUCAGACUGUGCAGGCUUUCAUCGAUCUUUGCCAACGCCACGAACACAACUUCUAUAAAUUCGUCCACGAGGUUCACACUCAUGACAACGGGUUGUUCGCGCAGCUGAUGGGCUGGAUUGAGAGCAUCCUGGACUUCCUACGACACGGUCCGAAGAGCGGCACGCUUGACAUCAACGCUUUGUUCGAGGGCGCCACGAGCAGUGGAACUCUAGAUAAGGCGAAGGCCAUCGCGGAAGUGAACGAGCUGAUUGCCUGGCAAGAAGCACGGAAAAAGUGGCAUCAUGACAAGACGCGACAGAAGAUGGCAGCUGAGAGUGGUGACGGCUUGACGACGGUGCCCGUUGGGUUCAAGUCGAGCGACUUUGGGCUCAAUGAGGUUGAUCUCGAGGACAUGGCUUUUGACGACGACUCGGAAGAGGAGGCAGAUGAGGAGGAAGAGGACGAGCUUGAUCCCAUCGAGGCUGAAAGGCGCAGGAGGGCAAAGCAGCAGGAUCGAUUGCGUAGAACAGCGGGCGAGCCGGUCAAGCCGAGCAUCACAGAGGUUCACAAACUCAAGGAGAAUUUCUUGAUCAUGCUUCGGAUGGUACUGGCUGAGUAG